Messenger RNA from Zingiber officinale, 1304 nucleotides. Its product is annotated as haloacid dehalogenase-like hydrolase domain-containing protein 3. NCBI's taxonomy places the organism in Eukaryota, Viridiplantae, Streptophyta, Magnoliopsida, Zingiberales, Zingiberaceae. Bases 249 to 1049 code for a protein of 266 amino acids. The transcript has 4 exons. The record is from RefSeq and is a predicted model, not a curated record.
UUGUCUUCCAGGAGGUUGGUAAAUUGACCAACUUCACCAAAACCAAAACCAAAACCUUGAGCGCGGAGAUCGGCGGUUAGUUCCGGGGUUAAAUGCUCCCCCUUGCGAUUGGAUUUCGGGUACCGAUUUUUUUUCCUCUUUGUUUCUUCUACGAGUAUCAAAGUUACGAUCUUUGUCGACUCUCCUCCCGGCUCCUUUGAUUCCUUUUCAAUUUCAGCAGAAACUGAAGGAUUCUAGGUAUAGCCAUUAUGUCACUGUUGUCAAAUCUACAAUGUAUAACCAUAGAUGUCACUGGCACUCUAAUAGCUUACAAAGGAGAACUUGGAGACUACUACUGCAUGGCAGCUAAAUCAGUAGGAUUGCCCAGUCCUGACUACAAACGCAUGCACCAAAGCUUCAAGGCUGCAUAUUCAGCAACAGCAAAACAGUAUCCAUGUUUUGGACAUGCAACCAAAAUGGAAAAUAUAGACUGGUGGAGAUUAUGUGUACACGACUCAUUUAUCAGGGCAGGCUACGAAUAUGACAAUGAGACACUAGAGAAGGUGUUUUGGCGCAUAUACUCGUCCUUCGGGUCUUCUGCACCCUAUUCUAUAUUUCCUGAUUCUCAACCCUUCCUUAGAUGGGCGCGAAAAAAGGGCCUCAAAGUUGGAAUUGUCAGCAAUGAAUCGUAUCGAUAUCAAGAUGUUAUUCUUCCUGCCAUGGGGCUCAAUCAGGGAUCAGAAUGGGACUUCAGUGUAUUCUCAGGCAUAGUGGGUGUGGAGAAACCUGACCCAAGGAUUUAUGAGAUUGCACUGGAGAAGGCAGGAAAUAUCGCUCCAGAAAAAGCACUGCAUAUCGGGGAUAGCAUUCGCAAGGAUUACAUCCCCUCCCAGAGCACAGGCAUGCAUGCUAUGCUGUUGGAUAGGUUUAAGACGCCUGAUGCUGAAAGCUGGAGGCAGACUGGAGCUCUUGUGCUUCCCGAUCUAGUUGCGGCUCACAAAUGGCUCAUCAAGGAAGAAACUGAUGCAGCAACAGGAGAAGCUCAAAGCUUGCAAACGGACAUCUCCUGAACACAAAGUGAAAACUAAGAGCAAAAAGAAAUUCCCUUCGUUAAUAUAUCCAUUGUGUGUGUGUGUUUUUUUUUUGUUACUUCUUACUGCCAGUUGACAAAAUUCAUCACGCUCUAUUAUGAUGUUAUUUACGGUGAUGCGUUUUUAACAUUGAUAGGGAAACACAAGUUAUAGAGCAAGUGGAUCUUGUGUGCUAUUGUCACAUAAUAUCUGAUACAGAGAAUAAAUAAAACACUCGGAAUAUUUUAUUAUCAA